AUGAUUGCAUAAUCUCCACAUUUCAAAUUGAAUCCAAUGAUACCAUUAAGUGUUCACCAUAAAAUAUCUAUAAUUGAAGAGGAGCCAGAUGACUUAGGGUUGGAACAUUCCAAAAUAUCAUUUAAUGAAUAAUUAAUAGUUUGUACAUACAAACCUAAUCAGAAUGUUACCAACAUAUAAAAAACAAUUUUAAAAUUAAAAGGACAACCCAGUUUAAGUUGGGUUAAUCCAAUCCUUAUGGAUGAUAAUAAAACAUCAAAUUCAAUAUUGAAAUGCUCUCAAGACCCAACAAGAGUUUGUUCCAUUUAUAUAUGA
Paramecium sonneborni is the source of this 315-nucleotide messenger RNA. Lineage: Eukaryota; Ciliophora; Oligohymenophorea; Peniculida; Parameciidae. The record is from the annotation of a GenBank genome assembly.